GCUCCCGUAUUUGUUAUCAUUAACAUCUUAUACUAUAAAUAGUUGGAAAUCACAAUCGAUGAGGUAGAAAUCUAUAAAAAGAAAAAAUAAUGAAAGCUUUCUCAGUAUUAUCCAUUUAUGUGGCCAUCGUUUUGGCAAUAAGUCACACUGACGCUUUCACACGAGACGAUUUUCCAGAGGAUUUCCUCUUCGGAGCUGCCACUUCUGCUUAUCAGUGGGAAGGAGCUGCUGAUGUGGAUGGAAGAACUCCUAGCGUUUGGGAUGGUUUCACACCCAUUGCUGAUAACAAGGACAAAGGAGAUAUAGCAUGUGAUGGAUAUCACAAAUACAAGGAAGAUGUUGAGCUGAUGAAAAAAUUGGGUUUAGAAGCAUUCAGAUUCUCUAUCUCAUGGUCAAGACUUAUACCUAAUGGAAGAGGACCCAUCAACCCAAAAGGUCUACAGUUUUACAAGAACCUCAUCAAAGAACUACUAACUCAUGGAAUCGAACCACACGUUACACUAUACCACUAUGAUCUUCCUCAGGCUCUUGAAGAUGAGUAUGGAGGAUGGCUCAACCGCAAAAUUAUAGAGGACUUCACUGCUUUUGCAGAUGUAUGCUUCAGAGAGUUCGGGGAUGAUGUGAAGCUAUGGAUUACAAUUAACGAAGCUAACGUAUUCGCUAUUGGAGCGUACAGCCAAGGGUUUUUGCCGCCAGGACGUUGUUCUACUACCAAAUACGUCAAGUGCUCCACUGGAAACUCUUCUACCGAACCAUAUAUUGCAGCCCAUAACAUAUUGCUGGCUCAUGCCUCUGCUUCAAACUUGUAUAGACUCAAGUACAAGAGUAAGCAGAGAGGAUCCAUAGGCUUCUCCAUAUAUGCAUAUGGAUUCUUUCCUUAUACUAACUCCAAGGAGGAUGAAAUAGCAACUCAGAGAACUACAGAUUUCUUCUCUGGCUGGCUCUUAAAGCCUUUGGUGUUUGGGGACUAUCCAGAUUCAAUGAAGAGAAUCGUGGGAACUAGGUUACCUGUUUUCUCAGAGGAAGAGUCAGAGCAAGUGAAAGGUUCAUCCGAUUUUUUAGGCAUUAUCCAUUACACAACAAUGUAUGUCAGAAAGAGUACAACCACCACAUCUUCUAUCCUUCCUAGAGACCACGAGUUCUUCACAGACAUGGGGGCAGAGACUAUCCCCAUUGGGAAUCAAUCUAUUCCAUGGGGGUUUGAAAGUGUUUUGGAUUAUUUGAAACAGAGCUAUGACAAUCCUCCUAUCUACAUUCUUGAAAAUGGUUUAGCUACGAAUCACAGUUCCACGCUACAAGACACAGAAAGAGUUGAAUACAUUCAAUCUAGUAUUGGUGCCAUGUUAAACGCCAUCAGGAAUGGAUCGGACACGAGAGGUUACUUCUUAUGGUCGAUGAUUGACUUGUACGAGCUGGUUGCUGGCUACAAGCUCAGCUUUGGAUUGUACUACGUGAAUUUCAGUGAUCCUGGUCUCGAGAGGUCACCAAAGCUCUCUGCUUCUUGGUACUCUGGUUUUCUCAAUGGUACAGUUGUUGUUGCUCCUCAGGAUAUUACUCACCCGCAGAGCCACUUCUCUGGCUCCUCAUCUAUGUGAUGUAGUUAUUAUACAUAUAUAUAAGUAGUAACUAGAACACAGCCACGUAAGCUUCCAGAAGUAUUAUUUAAGUAAAAUAAUGUUUGCAUAUCGUUCCAAUAUGCAAAAGCACAUCUGUGUAGCGGUUUCACAGUACCCUUCACGGUACUGACCAGUGUUCGAUAUCCUGGCUGCGCAAUUGUAUUUUUCUAUUCCUUUUGAAUGAUUUCUCAAAUCUUUUAAAAAUCUUUGCCUCAAAUUCAAGCAACA
This is a messenger RNA of Raphanus sativus (radish), 1844 nucleotides long. RefSeq names its product beta-glucosidase 10-like. The transcript has 12 exons. The coding region runs from base 90 to 1595 and encodes 501 amino acids. Gene Ontology annotation, molecular function: beta-glucosidase activity. Gene Ontology annotation, biological process: carbohydrate metabolic process. Lineage: Eukaryota; Viridiplantae; Streptophyta; Magnoliopsida; Brassicales; Brassicaceae. The record is from RefSeq and is a predicted model, not a curated record.